AGUGGCACACAAACUCAGGCCAGAGCACCUCAAUCGCAUUGCUGCUGCUGCUGCUUCUUCUUCUUCUUCCUCUUCUUUUAAAGGAGCACUUGCUCCAAACUUUUCCAACUUUGUAUUAUUAUAAUUUAUUAAAUCAAAUUCAGUUUUCAAACAACACGUUUUUAAUUUAAUUUUUUUGUGGGGGAUAUUCGGCAGUUCUGGUCAUGGAUGGUUGCGAUUCAUCUGUGGGUCACUAGAAACUCCAUCAUCCAGUGGCGUAGAAUUACACACACCUCAGGGAGGAUGGGGUGCAGCUGCAGUUCGGAUUACUAUGACGAAGACUGGAUCGAGAACCUGGACGAGGUCUGCGAGCACUGCAACUGCCCGCUUCCGCCGCAGACCAGCAAUCAGUAUACCGACAGCCUGCUCCCACCAUACAACCCACAACAAACUCCUCCCACCUCCCCACUUCCUGAUAACCUGGUUGUAGCAGUAUACAGCUAUCAGCCAAACCACAGUGAUGACCUGGGCUUUGAGAAAGGCGACAAGCUCAAAAUUAUAAACACAGAUGACCCUGAAUGGUACCUGGCCGAGUCUCUGGCCACGGGGCAGAGGGGAUUCAUCCCUUUCAACUUCGUGGUCAGAAUGGAAGGCAUGGAUAAAGAACCGUGGUUUUUCAAGGACCUCUCCAGACUGGACGCGAUUCGGCUCCUCCUGGCCCCUGGAAACACGCAGGGCUCCUUCCUGAUCCGGGAGAGCGAAUCCACCAAAGGCUCCUACACCCUGUCCGUGAGAGACCUGGACAACAACGCCGGCGACACCGUGAAGCACUACAAGAUCCGCAACAUGGACAAGGGCGGCUACUACAUCACCGCCCGGAUUGCCUUCAGCUCCCUGUCCGAGCUGGUGAAGCAUUACUCGCGAGAGGCCGACGGCCUGUGCACCACCCUCAGCAAGCCCUGCCAGACGCGCAUGCCGCAGAAGCCCUGGUGGCAGGACGAGUGGGAGAUCCCCCGCGAGUCACUGAAGCUGGAGCGCAGGCUGGGGGCGGGGCAGUUUGGAGAGGUCUGGAUGGGCAUCUAUAACAACCACACCAAGGUGGCCAUCAAGAACCUGAAGGUGGGCAGCAUGUCCCCCAGCGCCUUCCUGGCCGAGGCCAACCUGAUGAAGAACCUGCAGCACCCGCGCCUGGUGCGCCUGUACGCCGUGGUCACGCAGGAGCCCAUCUACAUCGUCACCGAGUUCAUGACCAACGGGAGUUUGGUGGACUUUCUCAAGACGAGCAUGGGGGCCAGCCUGACCAUAAACACCCUGAUAGACAUGGCAUCUCAGGUGGCCGAGGGCAUGGCGUUCAUUGAGCAGAAGAACUACAUCCACCGGGACCUGCGGGCGGCCAACAUCCUGGUGUCUGAGGACCUCAUCUGCAAGAUUGCCGACUUUGGCCUCGCCCGCCUCAUCGAGGACAACGAGUACACGGCCAGAGAAGGUGCCAAAUUCCCCAUUAAAUGGACAGCCCCGGAGGCCAUAAACUACGGCACCUUCUCCAUCAAGUCGGACGUCUGGUCUUUCGGCAUCCUCCUGACGGAGACGGUGACCUACGGCCGAAUCCCCUACCCAGGGAUGACAAACCCAGAGGUGAUCCAGAACCUGGAGCGGGGGUACCGCAUGCCCAAGCCGGAGAACUGCCCGGACGAGCUGUACAGCAUCAUGAACCUGUGCUGGCAGGAGGCUCCCGAGAACAGGCCCACCUUCGAGUACCUGAGGAGCGUCCUGGAGGACUUCUUCACUGCCACAGAACAGCAGUACCAGACCCAGCCCUGCUGAUGGCUCAGAACCAGGGGAACUUUACACAAACACACACACACAUAUACACACCACAUACACACACAUACGCACAUACACACAU
Molecule: messenger RNA, 1885 nt
Organism: Anguilla anguilla (European eel)
Lineage: Eukaryota; Metazoa; Chordata; Actinopteri; Anguilliformes; Anguillidae
Gene: lck
Product: LCK proto-oncogene, Src family tyrosine kinase
Exons: 13
Coding region: 208-1803 (531 amino acids)
Biological process (GO): protein phosphorylation; B cell receptor signaling pathway; T cell differentiation
Cellular component (GO): extrinsic component of cytoplasmic side of plasma membrane
Molecular function (GO): ATP binding; non-membrane spanning protein tyrosine kinase activity; signaling receptor binding
Source: RefSeq, a predicted model, not a curated record